AUGAUAUGCGGGACAUGUAAGGCACGAGUGUAUAGGAGUCUUCCAAUAUUUCACCAGACACCUGUAAAUACUAAUGAUGACGAGUACAUUUCUCAGCCGCCAAAGAAAAAGACACUGUCGAGUCCUAAAACUAUUAAUUUGAACCUUCCCGCAACAUCAAAAUCUCAUAAAUCAUGUAUUGUAUGUCAUAAAGAUGCAAACCAAAGAAACCAUUUAACCAACAUCCCACAACAAGGAUCUACUCAGGCCUUCAUAGUAUGUGGUAUAUUCAUACACCCCCAUAGUAGAUGUUGUGAGAGCCAUAUUGAGAACAAUUAUCUGAAUGAAAAUGCGUUGGCAUUACUUGGAACCAAGAAAUCAAAUGACUGGUUUUCAAGAAGUGAUAUUACAGGUCUUCUCUCCGGAGUUCGAAGGAUGCUGUCUACACAUUCUGGACAUUUGAAUUUCGAUGUGCCAUCAUUUUUAACCAAUGAAGAUUAUGUAACAUUGAUAGGAUUUACCAAACAGCAGUUUGACGAAAUUGUCACUCAUUUGACAUCACUUAAUAAUUCAGCAGCUAGGUCAAUCCGGACAUGUCUAGCUGUGUUUCUCUUCAAAUUACGUAGUGGAUUGUCCAACAAGUUAAUUGGUGUGUUAUUUCAUUUAACAUAUUCACAAAUCCAGCGUAUAGUGAACAGCACAAGGAAUGCCUUAGUGGAAGAUUUUGUACCAGAUAACCUUGGAUUUCAACACAUAUCUCAUGGAGACUUUGUUCAAAACCACACUACAAACAUAGCAAAAUCAUUGUUCCAACCAGGCGAAAACGAGGCUAUUGUUGUUGCUGAUGGCACCUAUGUUUACAUCCAGAAGAGUGCAGACUACAAAUUCCAAAGGAGGUCCUAUUCUAUGCACAAGAACAGACCACUCGUUAAACCAAUGAUGCUUGUAGGAACGGAUGGCUACAUUCUGGAUGUGCUCGGACCUUACCUGGCUGAUGGCUCAAACAACGAUGCCUCCAAACAUGCUUAA
Molecule: messenger RNA, 1008 nt
Organism: Ylistrum balloti
Lineage: Eukaryota; Metazoa; Mollusca; Bivalvia; Pectinida; Pectinidae
Exons: 1
Coding region: 1-1008 (335 amino acids)
Source: RefSeq, a predicted model, not a curated record